Molecule: messenger RNA, 1689 nt
Organism: Triticum aestivum (bread wheat)
Lineage: Eukaryota; Viridiplantae; Streptophyta; Magnoliopsida; Poales; Poaceae
Exons: 7
Coding region: 180-1430 (416 amino acids)
Source: RefSeq, a predicted model, not a curated record
AGUUUUGUAUCCUAUGCUAAAUAUGUGUUCCACAUAUAAGCUUGUGAUGAGUUUCUUCAUCAUAUUUGUGUGUCCAGGAAAAAUCUGAGAGAAACAAAGCCACUCGGGCAUCGCAACUCGAGGGAUGCAAGGGGACCCACACCGCUGGGUCACGAAGUUUUGCAGUUGUCCUUGAUCAAAUGGAGAUGGUAGAGGGUAGAGAAAUUGGGCGUGCCGAGCUUUACGUGGUUACGCAUACAAAAAACAAUGGAUAUCCAGUCAACCAACAAAGCGGAGUAAAAAUGGAUGACAUUAAAAAAAGGAUUCGGGAAGAUCCUUCUUUGAUUGGUGAGGAGGCACGUGAUGGUGAUCUUUAUUCAUCAAUUUUCCGAAAAGAAAAGAAAGGAAGGCCAAGUGGCCUUGGUCUAUUAGUAGGUGGAGUCGCUUCGGAGCGCCUUGCUCAAGUUGAAGCUGAACUACAUGCUGCUAAACAAAAGAACAUGGAGCUUCGGCAUGUGGUGCAUACUCUGGUGGCAAAUCAAACUUCAAUAAUGGCCAAGAGUGAGAGAAUGCAAGAACAGUACAAUGAGCUAAAAAGUUUGAUCAUAGCUUCUAGGGGGUCUGUUGAAAUGGGAGAGAUUCCAGAAAAGGAGCUUCCAAAUAAAGAUCCUUCUAAGGACUUGGAAAACAUGAAUGACGAAGAACAAGCAACUUCACUUUCAUAUACUACCAAGGCAUCCGAGGCAAUGGCUGCUCCAAGGCAUCCAGAUAAGGUGAAGGCAACCCAACUAGAAUCAAGGAUAACAGAAUCAGCACUACCAAGUCUUGCGCCUGUGCCAAAACUGAAGAAGACAAAGACAACUAAACAUAAGAAACCAGGAAUAUUUCAAACACCACUCCAAAAGGGGCCAAAGGACGAAUUAAAAGAUACCAUAAAGUGUGGCAUGGAAGUUAGUUUGACGUCACCAAACAGUGCAAGUGUGGUGGCAAUGGGAACCAUUCAGAAAACUGAUAGAAAAGCUAAAGCUAUUGAUGGUCAACCACUAGCUGAUUGUGUUGAAGUACUUGUCAACAUCGUGCUCAAAGAAACAACUGAGCUGCCUCGUGCACAAGGGAAAAUAAACAGGCUAGGAAAUGCCCAAGCUAGGUGUAUUCCAUGGCCACGCAAAAAUAUUAUGCAAACAGACCGUACUACCGUGUUGCAUUCUAAGGUUUCUAGUGUUUGUAGUCAGAUGUCUUUCAACAAUAGUGAGAAUGUGGAUCCCAACAAAACAACUACUGGAACUCAGGUGACCAACCAUCAGACUGGUUGCAGUACUUCAGAAGGUGUAGUGAGGAAUACACUGAAGAGAAAGAAAGUUUCUGAGACAACAAGAAUGAAAAAAGGUACUCAAGCAAUCUCUGCUACAACCGGAAACAACAUACUUAGGAAUUCGGGCAGGGAAACAUGAAAGAUGGUCAUAAGUGAGUUGUACAUGCCUUUUCCUGUAACACUUGUUCGUAUUGUUGUCACAACAGUAGGAAGUGACCUGUGUGUUUCUGAUUGAUACUUCGAUAUUGUUUCUGAAUUUGUGAAGAUGUUCUGAUGGUGAUGCUUUGCAUUAUUCGCGUGCACGAUGAUACUUCUAGCCGAUGCAAGCUUCUCAAUCUUUUUUUCUAUUGUAUGUGUGUUUUUACAGAGCUAGAUGCAAAUUAUUGAGCUUGCUGUAA